This is a messenger RNA of Anthostomella pinea, 858 nucleotides long. Lineage: Eukaryota; Fungi; Ascomycota; Sordariomycetes; Xylariales; Xylariaceae. The record is from the annotation of a GenBank genome assembly.
AUGCAUUUUACACACAUAUUAACGACCGCCGGGUUCCUCAGCCUCGGCGAGUGUCUUUCCACCACCGGCAGACCUCGGACCGACGCGCGCAAUGCCCGUGAGAUAACAAGGAGAGAAACCGCGACGAACCUCCCCAACAUCGGGUACGGUAUCUACCCUGAAGGCACAAGAUACGGCAAAUUGCGCGAUGCCCUGGCGGGCGCGAACGACCUCAUGAAGGCUGCUGUGGAAGACACCGAGUUGAACAGGCAUAUAUUCGCGACAUACUUCGACCCGGAUUGGUGGGAUGUCGCCAUGGAAAUGUUCAAGCGUUUACUCGGCAAUGACUUGAAUGGCGCGCCCGAAAUGGCCAACAUUGAAGUCGCCUGGGACCAGCCUCGGAUCAACCAAAUCAAUGCUACCUGGGACUCCUGGCUUGACGACGCUGCUCCGGAAAACGACAGAGACCCGAACAGACCGGUCCUGGUGAUCGGCGACCUGGUCUGGGAGCGUCCGAACUCGCGAGCACUCCAACAAGGGAACGAAUCGCAAACACGCUGCCUCAGCUUGCAAGGUCCCGAGCUAUACGCGCACGAGGCCGCCCUUCUCGAGACGGUUCUGAUACGGCAGUAUUUCCACUGGAAGCUCUUGAUGGCCGACGUCACCGGUUGCAUGGAAGUCGUGGACAAGGAGGAUGACGCCCGCCCGGCUGCGACUGAGCAUCAGCUGGAUAAAUCAAGAGCGAGAUAUGAUGCUCCUAGCUAUUCUUGGUAUGCCACGGCGGUGUUCUGGGCCAGACUCUGCCAGGGUGAGGUUGGACUCGAACAGAAGAUAGGGGUACCGGUACCACAAGUGCCACUAGACAGCGUUACUUCUUGA